This is a messenger RNA of Meleagris gallopavo (turkey), 3052 nucleotides long. It is a transcript of the gene PLEKHA2, whose product is annotated as pleckstrin homology domain containing A2. NCBI's taxonomy places the organism in Eukaryota, Metazoa, Chordata, Aves, Galliformes, Phasianidae. The record is from RefSeq and is a predicted model, not a curated record.
GCCGACAGCACAGCGGCGGUGCGGGGGUGAUGCCAGAAGGAGCCCGGCAUGCCGUACUUGGACCGACAGAACCGUAUCUGUGGGUUCCUGGACAUUGAGGAAAAUGAGACCUGUGGCAAAUUCCUGCGACGCUACUUCAUCCUGGACACGCAGGCCAACUGCCUGCUGUGGUACAUGGACAACCCGCAGAACCUGGCGAUGGGAGCGGGCGCCGUCGGCUCUUUGCAGCUCACCUACAUCUCCAAGGUCAGCGUCGCCACCCCGAAACAGAAACCCAAAACUCCGUUCUGCUUUGUGAUCAACGCUCUGUCCCAGCGCUAUUUCCUGCAAGCCAGCGACCAGAAGGACCUGCAGGACUGGGUGGAGGCACUCAACCGUGCCAGCAAGAUCACGGUCCCAAAGGGUGGUGCUGCUGCACCCCCCACCACUGAGGUCACGAAGCCCCCAGCCGUGCUGCAGGCACAGGACAGGAAGCCCCCGGUGGCCUACAAGACUGAAAUCAUCGGUGGGGUGGUGGUGCACACCCCCAUCUCCAUCAGCCAGAAUGGUGGGGAUGGAGCAGAGGGCAGCGACCCGACUGCACACCCCCUGCUGCGCCGCUCGCAGAGUUACAUCCCUGCCUCUGCCAGCAAGCCACCUGCAGGGCCACCGGCCAUCAAGACCGGCUUCUGUGUGAAGCAGGGCAACGUGAGGAAGAGCUGGAAGCGCCGCUACUUUGUCCUCGAUGAGUUUUCCAUCAGUUACUACAAAUGUGAGCAGGACAAGGAGCCGCUGCGUUCCAUCCUGCUGAAGGACAUCUGCAAGACCCACGAGUGCCUGGUCAAGUCCGGUGACCUCCUGAUGCGGGACAACCUUUUUGAGAUCAUCACGAGCUCCAGGACCUUCUACAUCCAGGCAGACAGCCCCGAGGACAUGCACAGCUGGAUCCGUGCCAUCGCAGGGGCGGUGCAGGCCCUGAAGACCCGCCCGAGGGAGAUCUCCUUCAUGCGCUCUUGUUCCAUGACCAAACCCGGGGGCAGCUCGGUGCCAUCGCAGCCGCAGGAGAGGAGAACACCUUGCAAGGCUCCAGCCACCGCCUGGCAGCCCUGGACGCCGGUGCCACAGGACAGGAGGCAGCCCGAGGUGCCCAGCCGAGAUGCAGUGUUCGUGCCGGCGCUGACGGAGCGCGAUGGAGCUCCUGUGCCAGGUCAGCGCCUGCGGCACCGCUCAGAGCCGCAGCAUCACAAGGAGAAGACGUUCCUCUUCGACCUGGACGAUGACAGCAUCCGGACCUCUGACGUCUGACGGUGCCUCUGUCCCACCGUGUGCCCCCUGUGUGGGUGUGUGGCAUCAUUUCUCCCCAAGCACCAAAUAUGGAAGACAGUGCAGGAGGGUUUGGAAGCACGAGGGGGGUGAGGCGGCCUUUCCUCUCUUUGGAAGAAUGUUCAUCUCCCUUCUGUGCCACUCGGUCUUUCCCAGCACAGCUGUGCCUGGAGCGGGAGCUGCGCUGCAGCCUGCAGUGUGGAUGAUGUUUCUUGGAGAUCGGCUCCAUGCACUGCCCGACUGAUGGGGUACCAGCACACCCAGGGGCAUCUAACUGCCUCCUUUUGUAUCUGUGGCCCUUGUUACAUCCCAGUGAGGUGUGCUGCUCCUGGGGGACAGUGGUGACCGGGGCUGUGGGUAUCCUCAGGUUGUUCUGGGGUUUGUUAGGCACCAAAAAGACCUGUCUGAGUGAAGUGCCAUGAGCACAAAGCAACAAAAGCUGAACGUGUAGAUGAACCCCGGGAGACUCGUCCAACCGCCCUGCACUGACUCAGAAUGAAAAUGAGAAGAACCUUUCUUAGCAGUGUGAGCCGGUCAUUUCCAUAAGCAAAUAUCCUCCUGUGGGAGGUGUGACACAUAGCACAUGGAAAAUGCAAGUCUUCCCCGUGGAGUGAUUGAUGCCUUCACCCCAACAGCACAUGUAGGAUGCCAUGGGUGCUGCAAGCAGUGCUUGGUGCUGUGUGCACUCAGAGCUGCAUGCAGGGCAGGGGCUCUGCUUCCCCUCCCAGUGCACCACAGCAGUGCUGGAGCUGAGCUGCCCAAACCUGCAUUGCAGCUGAAGGAUCAGGGCUGCAGGUGUGGGGCUGCACCGCAAGCCCAGCAGUGCUGGAGUGCUCUGCAGUUGGCAAGGUGUCCCUUUGCUUUGUGUAGUUAUCUUUUUUUUCUUUUGGUUAUUAUGCAUUUUCUGCUCUGCAAAAUCAGCCCAAUGCGGCAGGGUGUUGUCAGAUGGCAUUACUUUGCUUUCCCAUGUGUCUGUUGUGACCCAUGGAGAAGCAGCUGCAGAUACACUUUAUACAGUGAGGGAAGGUGAAUGGGAUCCCCCAAAGCAGGGGGCAAGAGCAGCUUUGUGCAGGAGUGCUGGAGAACACUGAUGAAAACGAGUGGAAAACAAUGCAAAUGGUCCCGGGAGAAUGUUAAUAUUUGUUAUUUAAUUGUAGAAACCUCAGUUACUCUGUUCCUUUUUGCCUUUUUCCUUUGUUUUUUGCCUUCGGCUGACCUCUGCUUGCUGGUUUGGUGCUCUGUUCCCUGGAGGUUUUGGGCUGUCGCUCACACUCACAGCACUGGGUGAUGUCGGCGCUCUGACCUCGUUUUGGGAACCCAUUAAAUGAUGGUUCCUUUGUGCAAGGCUUCAAACUCAGCACCAAGCCGUGUUGCUUAGCAAUUGCAAAGUUUCCUCAGGCCUGGGAUGGUGGAGCAGAAGCUGGUUGCACAAUUAAGGUUAAUUAUCCAGGAAGGUAACUACCUGUGGCUGCAGUGCUGUUGCAACACUCUCUCUUCUCCCAUUCCCACCCUCCUCAUCUCUGGGAUAGAAUGAUGCAUUGGUGGGAGAUGGGUGCAGGCUCCAGGGUUUUUGUAUUGGAAGUGAUGUGUGAGUUUGCUCUUCUGCAUGAAAAUGCCCAAACGGUUCCCAGCUGUGCUCCAAGUGCUCUUAGGGCUGGGGGUCCCUCAGCCUGCGGAUGGGUUUUGGCUGCAGAUGGAACUCUCUUUUGCCUCUUUGUAAAUAAAGAAGGAAACCCCAGGUGCUUUUCCA